Messenger RNA from Syngnathus acus (greater pipefish), 6666 nucleotides. It is a transcript of the gene usp53b, whose product is annotated as ubiquitin specific peptidase 53b. Gene Ontology annotation, molecular function: cysteine-type deubiquitinase activity. Gene Ontology annotation, cellular component: cell-cell junction. The record is from RefSeq and is a predicted model, not a curated record. Gene Ontology annotation, biological process: response to auditory stimulus; protein deubiquitination; sensory perception of sound. Bases 338 to 3382 code for a protein of 1014 amino acids. NCBI's taxonomy places the organism in Eukaryota, Metazoa, Chordata, Actinopteri, Syngnathiformes, Syngnathidae. The transcript is spliced from 17 exons.
UAAGCGAAAUUAAAGUGUCCCGGGCACCAAGCAGAGGGUUGAGGCUGCAGCCCUGCGUGUCGGAGGGAUUGCCAAUGGUGCACUAUGACAGAUAGUGCUGCGCGUAUCUGCAGUAGGCGCCCCUCGUACUAGCCCCGUGUUGGAUUCGCAGGAUUUGGCGCAAUAAAAUAAAAUAUAGAAAAUAAAAAAGAAAAUUGGAUUCUUGCACUGGUAUCGCAUCUUGGAGGUUUUGUUUCAAAGACCCAUGGCCUUUCAAUGUGAAGGGGCACACGUAUGAAGAUGCCCUGCGGCUGAGGCCGAGAAUGCUUUCAAGCAAACGCUCGACGGGAGCGUGGCGAUGAGAUGGAUGGAGCCAAAGACCAACCAGCUCCCACAUCCCAGCAUGUCCAACGGCGGCAAGUCCCCCCCGCAGUCGGGAGAAGCUGCAGGAUCUAACUCUAUGGCAUGGGUGAAGAUGUUUAAGAAGCCUGGCGGAGGAGGCCUAAAGAAGUCCUACCAGCCAGGCAGCAUGUUAUCUCUGGCGCUCACCAAAGGCCUCCUGAAUGAACCUGGGCAAAAUAGCUGCUUCUUGAACAGUGCUGUUCAGGUGCUUUGGCAGCUCGACAUUUUCAGAAGAAGUCUGAGGCACCUCUCAGGGCACUUUUGUCUGGGUGAUUCCUGCAUUUUCUGUGCAUUGAAGAGCAUAUUCAGCCAGUUCCAGCAAAGUCGUGAGCGUGUGCUACCCUCAGACAGUUUGCGUAACGCCCUCGCUGAAACCUUCAAAGACGAGCAACGCUUCCAACUCGGCCUCAUGGACGACGCUGCCGAGUGCUUUGAGAAUAUCCUCGAGCGAAUUCAUCUGCACAUCGUCUCAGACACGGCCACCGAGUCCUGCUCGUCCAAAUCUUGCAUCACCCACCAGAAAUUUGCCAUGAUGCUUUACGAGCAGUUUGUGUGUCGGUGCUGCGGGGCGUCGUCGGACCCCCACCCUUUCACAGAGUUGGUACACUACGUUUCGACGACUGCUCUAUGCCAACAGAUGGAUCGCACAAUGGCGAAGGCCGAGCGUCUCAGGUCGGACAUGUUUGGAGAAUUGCUGCAGGCGGCAAACAACACAGGCGACCUACGUAGCUGCCCCAGAGACUGCGGUCAAAGCAUCAAGAUCCGUCGGGUACUCAUGAACUGUCCGGAGAUUGUCACCAUCGGAUUCGUUUGGGACGCAGAGCAAUCCGAUUUGACGGACGAUGUCAUCCGCUCGCUUGGCCCACGAUUGAAUUUGUGUGGACUUUUCAACCGCGUCACGGAUGAAAACGCCAAACGGAGUGAGCUCCAUUUGGUGGGAAUGAUUUGUUUCUCCAGCAAACACUACUCAGCCUUUGCCUAUCACACCAAAUCUUCCAAAUGGAUGUUUUUUGAUGACGCCACUGUAAAAGAGAUUGGCUCUAAAUGGAAAGAUGUGACUUCCAAAUGCGUCAGGGGACAUUUUCAACCACUUCUUCUGUUUUACACUAAUCCCGAGGGGACGCCGGUAUCUAACGAGGAUGCGCCGAGGCAGACCACCAUGUGUCCUCGAUAUAAAGGUCAAGUCAACGGUGAGACAUCAGUGAAAAAUCCCCUUGGCAGUCCAAGCAGAUUCCAGGAAGCUUUUAUGGAAAAUUUUCAGAGAGUCGGUGAAACCACAAAAAAGGACAGAGGGCACACAAGAAUUGAUGCAUCACAACCCAAAGACAUGACACACACUAGAUCCUCGUCUCCUCCUGAGAAUGGCCCGAGGGAGCAAAAAUAUAAAAGCUACUACCCCCGCAUGGACAAGUCAGCCAGUUAUUCGGGCAGACCCUCCCAGGAAGCCCGCGGGCAGUCCCGACCCACGCAAGCCGGCAGGAAGAGCCAUCUCUCGCCCAGUCGCUCCGAUCAGGACAGCUCCCGGGAUCAAUGGGAAAACGGCGGGAGCGGAGGAAGCCGGAAUAAGUGCAAAUCUAUUUGGAGACCCGUCCGCGAGGUGCUAAACGUGGACACUGUACUCAACGAGCUGGAGCAACGUCGUCAACAGCAACACGACAGCCCUCGACGCGCCAAGACGGAACAAAGUCGGGAGUACGCGCGAACCAGGGAUGAUCGCAAGCAGAAGUGUCUGAUGACCAUUUACGAGGACGAGCAGCGUCACGAGACGGAGAGCCACAGCUCGGUGGAGUCGGACAGCAGGGCCACGCAGCAGAGGGGCGGCAGGUUGACGGGGGGCGCCAAGACGCUGCUGCGGAGCGACACCUGGACCAUACAGAGAACCGAGUCGGGAUACGAGAGCAGCGACCGGCUCAGCAGCGGAUCCACCAAUCCUGACUCGCCGGGCGUCGACGGAUUUGCGGUUAAAGAGCAGAGGUCGGCCACGGAAACACAGUUCCAAAGCCAUCUUCACCCAAAGGCAGGCGAUGCAAAAUCCAGCGUGCCGUCCUCACCGUCACACAAUGGCAAACAUCAGGCGAAAUCUCAGGGAAAGAAUCACGACCAGGUUUCACAUUCACAUCUUAAAUGCAGCCCGGGUUCAAGGCGUAAAUGCAAGUACACGUCGUCCAGUACUUGCAGAAAACCUUGCGAGCGGGACUGCCUGGCUGCAGAUAACAGGCAGAGUGAGCAGCAGGAGCUGACAAGCGGUCGAGGCCACGCGGGGGAGUGCUCGGCCUCGAGGCACAUCACCAAGACCAGCAGCUCCGAGUGGAACAGCUCAGACGACCUCGCCCUCUCCGAGCCCGAGGACAGAGACUCUUGCCGCUCCGGCGACGCCGCCGCGUCCGACCCGCAGUGUCCUCACGUCCCCCCGGCGUAUCGCCACUCUCCCGGCAACGACCCCCAGCGGCAGCUCGGAGCGCCGGGUUCGGCCUCGCCUCACCUUCGACCCGGCCAGCGGCUCUCGCCUCAUCAGGACGAACCGAGCGACGCCGCUUUCCGGCCCAGGACGCUUCAAGAACCCUUCCAGGCAAGCCCUCGUCACAGGAAACCCGAUAUCUCCGGCCUGCGGACCUUCUCGGACGCCAGUUCCAAGUCGGGCUCCGACCCGGAGAGGAGCACGCCGUCGUCGUGCGAGAGCGAUGACAGACCCAUGGCGGGGUGCCGAGCAGAGCGGGCCCCCAGCACUCAGGAGGUUUCUCUCACCACCUACUUCAACGUGGACAACUGCAUGACGGAAACGUACCGCCUCAAGUACCACAACCAGAGGCCUCUGCUGCUGUCGGCCACCGUGCCGCGAGCCGCGGGCCCGUCUGAGCGCAGGGACGCCUCGCACAGCCUCUCGACUGACACGCAAGAUGCGUCCAAAGCCAAACCUGAAUCAAGCAAUACGAGCAAUAAACCCACCGCAAAAUGGAACCCAGUGACAACCAAAGGUUUGGACGAACGAGGCUUUUUAUAAGUCGACCUGUAUUUUUUUUUUUGUUUACAUGCAUUUACUGUGCAGUCAUAUGAGAUUGAAAAUGAAUGCCAAAGAGUUGACAGGGGUGGAUACAAACUAUGUGGACAAAAGUGUCGGGACACCAUGUUGUCACACCUGCAGGGAAUGAAAAUGUGCUGCUCUAAAGCGUCAGAGGGUGUCACAAUAUUGGACUUGGCAACAAGUUGGUGCGGAUGUUAUUGAGCUCAAAUACACACUGACCUUAAGUGGGAUACACACAAAACAAGGUCAGCAAAGAGCAGUAAGCACACACUUUUCCCCGUUAUACACGGGGGGGGGACUCACAUUUAACAGUUGAGAAUGCUAAAAAUAAAUCAAUUCAUCGUGAGAUAUGUUGUCAGGUUUAAUGUUAUCUCGGGUCCGGCGGUCAAUUGCAAAGUCGACACUAUCGCAGUUUUUACGACAUUGACCGGUCACAUUGUGUCACUCCCCCUUAUCGCUUCGUCCAAAAUGGCGCCACUUUAUCGCUUCUUUUAAUGACCUGCCUGCGUUAAUGAGUGACGGACGAUCAUGCCGAUGUGUCAAUAACCAUUUUAGCGAUUAAAAAUAGAUUUCAAAGCCUCCAUGUUGGGGCUAUGUACAAAUAAGUUGCAUGCCAGCAGCCCACAAACGAUGCAACUUUUUUUUUUUCAUCGUUCUUCUGAUCCUUACAUAUUCAAUGAUACUUUUUUAUGUUUUUGGUGUGAAGACGUUUGCUAAAUAAUACCAAUGAAAUUCAUCCGCCAAUCCGAUGUCAUGCGGGGAGAUAAAAAUCCCAAAGUGUCCCCAAAUUCUCCAAAUGUGCAUGUGGCCUUUACCAAGUCUUACUAUUUUGCCUGUUACAGCAGAAGCAUGCGCAUGAAAAUAGUCCAAAACAACAUAAACUAUCUAAUAUUUAUUCAAACGUACUAAUCCCAUUGCUGUUUGUAAUUUCAAUUAUUUAUUUUUUUUAAAUCACUUGAAUGUUCUCAGUCUCUCGUUUAUACUUAUGCAUCUAUUGUAAAUAUGACCGUAUGAAGCAAAUAAUGGACUUUUCCGGACUUAUACUAUGCAUUAAGCUGAUAAGGUUAUUUUGACAUUUGUAAAGAUUUUGUUACAUCUGUAGCCUCCCAGAACAUAUUGUACACUCAUCUAACGCAUCAUUAGGUACACUUGGGUCGGAUUCUAACUCUGUUCAAGUCGUGUGCGCUUGUGUCCUUGGGCAAGACACUUGACAUACGAGCCGAUUGUGCUGGUGUGCUUCUACUAAUGGGUCGAUUGUUCCCUUUGUGCUGUUUUAGUGGAUUAUUAGAGCCAUUGUUAGACACACCGAUGAUGAUGUAGAACCUUCAUGACGUUUUUCCCUCCUUUGUGUACAGAAUUGGAUUACACUUUCUUGUAUUUUACACUAAGCGUGUCUUCCGUUGCAUCACGAGUGCCUUGACAUUUUUACGAGUGACACCAUGUUUGUUGGUGUGAAGUGGUGACGCGGGAUGUGAUGUCAGAAGUUUUCUUCCCCCAUUACGUAGUGCAGAAACGUACGGCUGGAUAAUGGUGAAAAUUAUUUAUCCAGCCGUAUGUUUUCUAGAGCGCUUGUCCUUCCUAGCCAAUCACAUCGGGGCGAAGCGGAGAUAUUUUAAGACGUUGUCAUUUCACAGCAUCCACAUGACAUCAUUGCCGCAUCAUUACCGUAUUUCCUCAACUAGUGGCCUUUUUUUUUUUAAAUGAAGCAUCUCAAAACAACUCAAAAUAAAUCAGUCACACCCUUGUAUAUGCAUCUUGACAGAUUGUGUUCAGAGAGCCAUUACUAAAUUGCAUAGAUGCUAAUUGUUAGCGCGUGUAUCUAUUGACGCAUACUAGUUGAAGCUAUCUGAUUGUUCUAGCAGCAUCAAACCUCUUUUUCAAGAAUAUUUCCAGCCUUAUUGUGAUAAAAAAAUCUAUAUUCUACUUUACUAAUUUUAUUGAUUUAUUUUUAAGGAAGCAACGAAUUGGGACACCCCAUUUAUUUGAGCAAAGACCAGUGCAUAAAAUCUCUUUUUCAAGAAUAUUUCCAACCUUAUUGUGAUUUUAAAAAAAAUAUCUAUAUUCUUCUUUACUAGUUUUAUUUAUUUUUACUAUUUUAUUUUAUUUUAUUUUAAGGAAGCAACACAUUGGGACACGCCAUUUAUUUGAGCCACUGUAGUAGCAAAAUUUCUUUCACGUAUUUCAUUAAUUAAACCAAUUCUUUGUGCGGGCAGCCUUAGAUUUUCUGACUCGUAUCCUUAUCCAAUGCAUUCCCGUCAUGACUUCGCAAUACUCACAGACCAGUUGAGUUUCAUUUUGUUUUCUUUCAUUCUUGAACGUCUCUGUUAAUUCCUUUCCACGAUCGGGUUUGCAUGCGCGUCGUGGUUGGCUUUCCGCCUAAAGUUUGACGGGCUUUAUGGUUCUUGCGUUUCAGGAUCGUGCGCUUAAGUUUGCUUUCCGAGUGUCAUUUUGAUACAACUCGUGAAGAGGUUCACGGUGAAUUGACUUGAUCAAACACCGUCGAUUUCACAAGGUCUAAAAACUUUCUGUCCGUGCACUUCCGGGGGGGCGUCUUUUAUUCUAAUAGAAAUCCACAAACCAAGCAAAUCAGCGUACUUAAAUCAUAACUCAUCAACAAACUAUACAAACAAAUUAAAAACUAAAUUAAUACUAAACAUUCCUCUGACUUAUUAAACCCCAAAGAUAUUCAUCAAAAUGAUUUUUUUAAAUGAUUUGGCUCUAACAACCACUAUUUGAGGAUAUACGGUACAUCCGAUUUUAUUGAAAACGUACACACGUUCAUUUUUCAUCCCUAUACACAAAAAUUGUGUAUUAUAUUUGUGCGGUCGUGGUUCUUUGUAGUAGCGGCCGAUGCUGCCUUGUGAUGGAUGGGUGUAGUACAUAUGGAUCACAUCUUUGUGCGAGUAGCAUCGCCGUUUUGGGAAAACAACGUCCAGAAUCUGUCUGCACUUUAUAUUUUUGUAGAUAAUAUAUAUUUAUUUUUUAUUUAUUACUGUUGAAUAAAUUAUUGUAUCACUCUGAAAAUGCGUCACUUUUUCCGUGUCUUUCUUUAUCAAUUUUGGAAAACCAAGACCAAAAGUAUUUUCUUUCUAAACACAUCUUUACAUAUCACCUUAACAUAAAGAACAGACUACAAAAACAAGAGCUUACAUUUUUUUAUAACUCAAUAAAAACCAGUCUGUGAGACAUUUGGAAUUACCUUUAAAAUUAAACACCAAAAAUAAGGAUGUAAUUAUUACAGCAAAGUCAGAAUCCAGUGCAAU